AUGACCCUCCGCCGACUCAGGAAGCUGCAGCAGAAAGAGGAGGCGGCGGCCGCCCCGGACCCCGCCGCUCGGGCUCCCGACUCGGAAGUCGCUCCCUCCACUCCAGCCCCGACCCCGGCUUCGGGCACCCGUGCUGCAGCCGCCAGCUCUGGGGCCCCCGGAGACGAGCUGUACGCGGCGCUGGAGGACUAUCACCCGGCCGAGCUGUACCGCGCGCUCGCCGUGUCCGGGGGCACUCUGCCCCGCCGAAAGGGCUCCGGAUUCCGCUGGAAGCAUCUCGGCCAGAGUCCUGAACAGCAGCGGAAAGUGCUGACUUUGGAGAAGGAGGAGAACCAGACCUUCGGCUUUGAGAUCCAGACUUACGGCCUUCACCACCGGGAGGAGCAGCGCGUGGAAAUGGUGACUUUUGUCUGCCGGGUCCAUGAGUCCAGCCCUGCCCAGCUGGCUGGGCUCACACCAGGGGACACCAUCGCCAGUGUCAAUGGCCUGAACGUGGAAGGCAUCCGGCAUCGAGAGAUCGUUGACAUCAUUAAGGCGUCCGGUAACGUCCUCAGGCUGGAAACUCUGUAUGGAACGUCCAUUCGGAAGGCCGAACUGGAGGCCCGUCUGCAGUACCUGAAGCAAACCCUGUAUGAGAAGUGGGGAGAAUACAGGUCCUUAAUGGUGCAAGAGCAGCGGCUGGUGCAUGGCCUGGUGGUGAAGGACCCGAGCAUUUACGACACGUUGGAGUCGGUGCGCUCCUGCCUGUACGGGGCCGGACUGCUCCCGGGCUCGCUGCCCUUCGGGCCCCUGCUGGCCGCGCCCGGGGGUCCCCGCGGGGCCGCGCGGCGGCCCGGGGGCGACACGGACGACGCCGUCUACCACACGUGCUUCUUCGGGGGCGCGGAGCCGCCCGCGCCGCCGCCGCCGCCGCCGGGCGCGCUCUGGACUGAGGCCCGCGAGCAGGCCCUGUGCGGCCCCGGCCUGCGCAAAGCCAAGUACCGCAGCUUCCGCCGGCGGCUGCUCAAGUUCAUCCCCGGACUCAACCGCUCGCUGGAGGAGGAGGAGAGCCAGCUGUAG
Molecule: messenger RNA, 1059 nt
Organism: Odobenus rosmarus divergens (Pacific walrus)
Lineage: Eukaryota; Metazoa; Chordata; Mammalia; Carnivora; Odobenidae
Gene: TAMALIN
Product: GRP1 (general receptor for phosphoinositides 1)-associated scaffold protein
Exons: 9
Coding region: 1-1059 (352 amino acids)
Biological process (GO): signal transduction
Cellular component (GO): plasma membrane
Molecular function (GO): protein binding
Source: RefSeq, a predicted model, not a curated record